Phodopus roborovskii (desert hamster) is the source of this 4214-nucleotide messenger RNA. It is a transcript of the gene Rbm47, whose product is annotated as RNA binding motif protein 47. NCBI's taxonomy places the organism in Eukaryota, Metazoa, Chordata, Mammalia, Rodentia, Cricetidae. Gene Ontology annotation, cellular component: nucleus. Gene Ontology annotation, molecular function: mRNA binding. The transcript has 4 exons. The coding region runs from base 29 to 1801 and encodes 590 amino acids. The record is from RefSeq and is a predicted model, not a curated record.
UCCUCCAGCCGUGGAUGCCUUUGACAGUAUGACUGCAGAGGAUUCCACCACAGCCAUGAACAGCGAUCCAACAGUGGGGUCUUCCUCCAAGGUGCCAGAGGGCGUGGCGGGCGCGCCCAAUGAGGCUGCACUGUUGGCUCUGAUGGAACGCACUGGCUACAGCAUGGUACAGGAAAAUGGGCAGCGCAAGUAUGGUGGGCCCCCACCCGGCUGGGAGGGCCCGCAUCCCCAGCGAGGCUGCGAGGUCUUCGUGGGCAAGAUCCCGCGUGAUGUGUACGAAGAUGAGCUGGUGCCUGUGUUCGAGACAGUAGGCCGUAUCUACGAGCUGCGCCUCAUGAUGGAUUUCGACGGCAAGAACCGUGGCUAUGCCUUCGUCAUGUACUGCCACAAGCACGAGGCCAAGCGAGCUGUUCGUGAGCUCAAUAACUACGAGAUCCGCCCGGGCCGCCUGCUGGGCGUGUGCUGCAGCGUGGACAACUGCCGCCUCUUCAUCGGUGGCAUCCCCAAAAUGAAGAAGCGUGGGGAGAUCCUGGAGGAGAUCGCCAAGGUCACCGAGGGCGUGCUCAACGUGAUCGUGUAUGCCAGUGCCGCAGACAAGAUGAAAAACCGAGGCUUUGCCUUCGUGGAGUAUGAGAGCCAUCGUGCUGCAGCAAUGGCUCGCCGCAAGCUCAUGCCGGGUCGCAUCCAACUGUGGGGCCACCAGAUCGCUGUGGAUUGGGCUGAGCCAGAGAUCGAUGUGGACGAGGAUGUGAUGCAGACGGUGAAGAUCCUCUACGUGCGCAACCUCAUGAUCGAGACUACUGAGGAGACCAUCAAGAGGAGCUUUGGCCAGUUCAACCCAGGCUGCGUGGAAAGGGUCAAGAAGAUCCGCGACUAUGCCUUUGUACACUUCACUAGCCGUGAGGACGCAGUGCACGCCAUGAACAACCUCAAUGGCACAGAGCUGGAAGGCUCCUGCUUGGAAGUCACGCUGGCCAAGCCUGUGGACAAGGAGCAGUACUCCCGCUACCAGAAGGCAGCCAAGGGUGGUGGUGGCUCAGCAGAAGCGGUAGCCCAGCAGCCCAGCUACGUGUAUUCCUGUGACCCUUACACGUUGGCCUACUAUGGCUACCCCUACAACGCGCUCAUCGGGCCCAACAGGGACUACUUCGUGAAAACAGGCAGCGUAAGAGGCCGAGGGCGAGGUGCAGCUGGAAACAGAGCCCCAGGGCCCAGGGGUUCCUACCUUGGAGGAUAUUCUGCUGGCCGUGGCAUAUAUAGCCGAUAUCACGAAGGCAAAGGCAAACAGCAAGAAAAAGGAUAUGAACUUGUGCCAAAUUUGGAAAUCUCUACUGUCAGUCCAGUUGCCAUUAAACCUGGUGCAGUGGCCAUCCCUGCCAUCGGUGCCCAGUACUCCAUGUUCCAGGCAGCACCAGCCCCUAAAAUAAUCGAAGAUGGCAAGAUCCACACAAUGGAACACAUGAUCAGCCCCAUUGCCGUGCAACCUGACCCUGCCACUGCCGCUGCUGCCGCCGCCGCAGCUGCCCAUGCUGCUGUUAUUCCUGCAGUAUCCACACCGCCACCUUUCCAGGGCCGGCCAAUAACUCCUGUGUAUACCGUGGCACCAAAUGUUCAGAGAAUUCCCACUGCUGGCAUCUAUGGGGCCAGCUACGUUCCCUUUGCUGCUCCUGCUACUGCCACGAUCGCCACACUACAGAAGAAUGCUGCGGCCGCCGUGUACGGGGGCUAUGCUGGCUACAUACCUCAGGCCUUCCCCGCUGCUCUCCAGGUGCCCAUCCACGACGUCUACCAGACUUACUGAGACCAGAGCCAAGACAAGCCACCAAACAUCGCUGAAGGAACACUUUAUUAUUUAUGAAGAAAGAACGUGUCAGAUUGGCACACAUGCAAAACCUGCAAGUGAAGAAUGUUAGCGAAUAUCACAUCGAAAUAUUUUAUAUCCAUGAAGUUUUCACACUUUUUUUUUUUUAAAGACUUUUCAACUUAGCAGGCCUGCGUUCAUACAUUUCUAAGAGACUUGCAACGCCUCAUGCCUUAAUACCAUCUUAUAAAAUUUGUAUGCUCUACUGCAUUUGUACAGAGGUUUGGUUUUGUUUUUUAAGGAUAUAUUUUCAGUAUGAAGGUUAUUUUCUUAACUUCUGCACUCCAGAGAUUUCUAUUUUGUAGAACCUUUCAAAAUAUAUCAGCUAUAUAUAUAUAUUAUAAAAAAAAAAAAAAGCACAUCCAAGCAUCUAGGGAACUAUUUUUAAAACUAUAUUCAAUAUUUAAAGAUACAAACUGUAGUGCUUUGAAAUGCUACAUAAAACCUUAUUUUUAAAGGUGAUGCUGGAAAGUGCAAUUUCAAAAUGAGUAAAAAUCUCUGCUGUAUUCCCUGGCAUUAAGGGUUGAGGGUAUUGCCAUGUAUUCUCAUCAUGGUUUCUGUUUUGUGGGUUGGUUUUGCUUUGUCUUGUUUUAGUAACAAUCGUUACACCCAGAGUCCCAACACUGGAAAGCUCUCACCCUGUUUCAUUACCUCGGGCUUACUCUCCCUGGGUCUUUGUUGGCUAUCCCAGCACCCCCCCCCACCCGCCCCUCCUCCUUCCCUACCUCCAGUACAACUUUUAUUCUGAGAAGGACAACUGAUGCCUUUUAUAUACUUCUUCCUUGGAUUUUGUUAGGGUCUUUUAGUUUGUUUGAAGGUAUUACCUUCUAUAUGUGUUUUCAGUAGCAGAGUACAUGUAAGGACAAAAUUUUACCAUGUUUCCAUAAGACAUCUUUGCAUAGCUAUUUAAUUGUUCAGUAUGUAACUUUCUAAUGCUUUUAUUUUUGAAGUCUGAGUUUUUAGAGACCAAGAAUGUAUAGAUAAGACCUUCAAGAUUGGCUAACAGGAAGUUAAGCUUCUAGCUGCCUUCUUGUGUUUCUUGCAGAAUGUCUGCCAUCAUCAGGAGUGUUGGAAGCAUUGUGUUUGUCAACAAAGCUCCCCUAGGUUGCUUUGCAUUUGGUAGAUGAACAUGGGGCAUAUGAAUCCAGGAGGAGGAGCAACCUGUAGGAGUCAAAGGGGAGCUUGUGAAUAACUUCUGAUGCUUGCUUGUAGUCCUUUUGUGUUGCCAAAGUUCAUGGUAUCUAAGUGAAAUGCAAAAUGCAGCCAUUUUAUUUCAAUAUUAUUCAAGUGUUUGUUAUUUUAUUUUUUAAGAAGUAAAAACACAGAUGCAGUGUUCUGUUUAAAGGCUUCUCUUCUGCAGAGUGAAUGUAAAAUACAGUAAAAUGCGAAUAUUGUCAUCUAUUGUAUGAAUUAUAUCAUCUUUUUAAAAGUCUCAGUCAAGGACGUGAGGUGUGCAAUAAGGUGCACAAUAAGACACACAGUUGUAUUUUAUGUCAUAACAAAGUUCAUCAAAUCUUUCUUCCCACCAGAGUUUGCUAAUGGGCUUAACUCCUAUUUGUGGAUUAGUCCCAGGAUUGUGCCCUUAGCCAAUGCUCUUAGAUAGUUGUUUAAUUUUUUUUCUCUUCUUUUAAAUUAAGAGAUUCUCAAAUGCCUUUUUCCUCCUUUUGAUGAGAUGGAUUUUUAUAUAUAAGGAGUAUUUAUUGAACUAUUCUAUAAAAUGGUCGAAUGCCUGCUAAGGCCUUAACUUUUCCUCUCCAUCCUGGUUGAAUGGCAUAAAGUAGCUGUGCAAUGUUCUGAGGAUUCACCCAGGAAGUUGCACCCACACUGACGUGUUGGGAUGAGGACUCCAUAAAAGGUACCUCCUACCAGGUCCUCCUCCCUUGACUUGUGGGAACGAAGUGUCGAGGACAGUCCCAAGAGGUCCUCCGAUGGAACACUGACCCCAUGUUCUUGCUGUAUUUUACAAGUGCCGGGAAAACGUUUGCAAAAGAACCCAAUAAUAAUAAAAGGAAAAACUGCACUAUCUGAAUGUGGCCACUACCUUAGCCAUGAGCUUUGGUGGCUGCCGCUAAGCAUCAGUGGCCCUGUGGUCUCACCUAUCCCUACUGUCUCACAACCAUUUCAUGUACACUACUGAGGUAAGUUUAUAACUUGAAAUGUGAACUUUUUUUUUUUUUUUUUUUUUUUAGGAUUAAGAACAAACUAAUAUAAAUGUUUUUAAACGUUUAAAAGUUUUAGACAUGCUACUAGUUUAGUUUUUAGCUUGGUAUUUGAAAAGCUUUCUAGACCUUGCUGCAUUUACAGAGUACAUUCUUAGGAUGUAUGUGGUAAAUAAAGCUUUCUUUAAAGCAGU